Molecule: messenger RNA, 414 nt
Organism: Racocetra fulgida
Lineage: Eukaryota; Fungi; Glomeromycota; Glomeromycetes; Diversisporales; Gigasporaceae
Source: the annotation of a GenBank genome assembly
AUGGAUGCGGUAGGAAAAGAGGUUGCUCUGCAAGAUGAGAAUAUGAAAAUUACCAAUACUUUACGUUAUUGUUCUAGUCAUCUUAAGGAUUGUCCUUACUUUGACGUAAAACAUUCACCUGAACAAAUACAAAAUAUUAUCAAUUUGGCUUUGGCCACUUCAACAUCAAAAAAGCAAACUGAUGCUGAUGAUAAUAAAAAUGAGGAUACUUCUUCAGAAGCUGAUUGGGAUGUUGUCAUCAAUGAAUGGGAAGAGCUAUUAACUGAAGAAGAAUUCGAAGAACAGGAUGAUUUUGACAAUGUUGAUACUGAUUUCCUUAAUUCAGAAAUACACCCGGCUGAAAAUCAAGCUGCGAAGUGGAAAUUGCAAAAUUUGUUUUUACCUAAUUUGCCUUUUCCCUUUGAAAAUAUUUGA